This is a messenger RNA of Asparagus officinalis (garden asparagus), 483 nucleotides long. RefSeq names its product cysteine proteinase inhibitor 5-like. The transcript has a single exon. Gene Ontology annotation, molecular function: cysteine-type endopeptidase inhibitor activity. Lineage: Eukaryota; Viridiplantae; Streptophyta; Magnoliopsida; Asparagales; Asparagaceae. The coding region runs from base 58 to 420 and encodes 120 amino acids. The record is from RefSeq and is a predicted model, not a curated record.
CCUAUAAACGCCGCACGAAUAUCAACAACUCGCACCCAAAGAAAAAGAGAGGAGAGAAUGAGGGCCAAUUAUUCCUUUGUUCUUGUUUUUCUCCUCGCUUCCGUCUUCGUUCUUGCUCGUCUCCCCUCUGCCUCUUCGAGAUUGGGGGGAUGGACCCCGAUCAAGAACAUGGGGGACCCGCACGUGACCGAGAUCGUCGAGUUUGCAGUGAGGGAGCACAACGAGGAGGCUAACGGCAAGCUCCGGCUCGGCAGAGCGAUCAAGGGUGAGACCCAAGUCGUCGGUGGAGUCAAGUACAAGCUCUUCAUCGAGGCUAGGGAUUAUGGGGGUAAGACCGGGAGUUAUGAGGUGGUUGUGCUGGAGAGGGCUUGGGAAAAGUUUAUGAAGCUUGUUUCUUUUAAGCCUGUUGUUAAGGUUUGAUGUGAGUUGAGGAGUGCUGUUAUGCCGUUUACUGAUUACAUUAUUGAAGUUGGGUUUUUUUUU